AUGGGAGUACGUUCUAUGUACUAUUUUGCACCUGUUAAAGAAUUUCAUUUUUAUAAUGACAAUGUAAGCAAAGUUAGCCUAUCGUUUUCUUCUGUGAGUGAAGGACUUAUGCGACACUAUGUAUUGAAUUCUGACGGUAUUGUUUUUCAAAAAGAGUGGAAAGCUGAUAGAGGAGACUGGACAGUUGUAUGGAAGUCCCUAGAAUCGAACACCGAGUGUGAUAUUUUUGGGAAGUGUGGAGAAUUUGGGAUAUGCAACUCAAAUAAUCUGCCACUCUGUAGUUGCCUAAGGGGCUUUGAACCAAGAAAUUUUCUAGAAUGGAAAACAGGGAACUGGAGUAGAGGUUGUGUUCGGAGAACACCUUUGCAGUGGGGUGAUUUAACUGGGGAAGAAGAUGGGUUUCUGAGAUUAAGGAAUAUGAAAAUACCAGAUGAUGGUGAGUGGUUAUAUUCUGAUGAUGAACAGGAUUGCAGAAGACGCUGCCUACGGCAUCAUUCCAGUUUAGCUUAUGCUUACUAUUUGGGUUUUGGGUGUCUGAUCUGGAGUGAAAGUUUGGUUGACAUACAGGACUUCUCCCCUGUUGGUGUUGAUCUUUACAUUCGAUUGGCUAGUUCAGAGCUGGGUGACACUGGUAAAUGGAAAGUAAUUCUUGCACUCAUAGUGAUUAUGAGUUCAGCUGCUGGUUUUGUCUUUCUCUACUAUAUAUGGAGGUGGAUGGGUCAAUCAUAUGGGAAGAAAACAAACGAGGAAACACAAUCGCUAAAAAGCUACAUGGAUGGAGCUGGAUUUAGUGAUAUUGAAUUGCAAGAGUUACCCUUGUUUAGAUUUAAAGAUUUGGUAGUUGCAACCAAUGAGUUUUCUGAUAGAAACAAGCUUGGGCAAGGUGGUUUUGGUCUAGUGUACAAGGGGAAACUUGAAGAUGGACGCGAGAUAGCCGUAAAAAGAUUCUCACAAGGAUCUGCUCAAGGAUUACAAGAAUUUGUGAACGAAGUCGUUGUGAUCUCUAAACUUCAACACAGGAAUCUUGUCAGACUGUUGGGCUGUUGUAUAGAAUCAGAAGAAAAACUGUUGGUGUAUGAAUACAUGCCAAAUAAGAGCUUGGAUACGUUCCUUUUUGAUCCCUCGAGUCAGGAACAUUUGGACUGGAAAAAGCGGUUUAAUAUAAUCAAAGGAAUAACUCGAGGCCUUCUGUAUCUUCAUAGAGAUUCUAGAUUGAGGAUCAUUCAUAGAGAUCUCAAAGCAAGCAACAUAUUGCUGGAUGAAAACCUCAAUCCAAAGAUAUCAGAUUUUGGCCUGGAUAGGAUAUUUAGAGGCACCGUAGAAAAUGCUGACACCAAAAGGAUUAUUGGCACCUAUGGUUAUAUGUCUCCAGAGUAUGCAAUGAAAGGUCAAUUUUCUAAGAAGUCUGAUGUGUUCAGCUUUGGCGUACUUAUACUUGAGAUUGUAAGGGGUAGAAGAAACAAUAGCUUCAAUGACGAGGAGACUUUGAGCCUCUUAAGUUAUGCUUGGAAAUUAUGGAACGAGGAUCACUUUUCAUCAAUGAUUGAUCAGAUAAUUUUGGAGACGGAGACAUUUAUAAAAGAGAUUUUAAGGUGCAGUCAAGUUGGAUUGUUGUGUGUUCAAGAAUUUCCUGAAGACAGACCAAGCAUUACCAUGGUGGUUUCUAUGAUUGAGAGCGAAUUUAUGGAUCUUCCAUGUCCAACACAACCAGCAUUUACACAACGAAGAAAUGCUGAUCAAGAACAUAUCUAUGUAUGUAGUUCUGCUAAUGAUGUUACAAUGACUUCUUUAGAUGGUAGAUAUGCACACAUGGGCGAUCCAGGCCAUGACCUAGGCAGAUUUGAGCCUAGAUUUUUUGUAAAUGCACACAUGAUUAAUGAUUCGCGUUAUUUGUCAGAAAAGUUAAUGCAUAUUUCAUCAUAUGAAAAAACCUUGGUGAAUAUUAUGGAUUAUGUGCACAUUCUUGUUCUCUUUCUGUCUUGUUUUAUGAUAUGUAAUCUGGGUUCCUCUCAAGAUUAUAUUACGAAGACUCAAUUUCUUCGUGAUCCAGGAACAAUACAGUCUAGCAAUGGUACUUUCAAACUUGGGUUUUUCAGCCCCAUCAACUCGAAUAAUCGUUAUGUAGGGAUAUGGUAUAACAUCCAAGAAUCCGACUUGUUGGAAAUUGUAUGGGUAGCUAACAGGGAUAAUCCAAUUACUGAUUCUUCUGGGGUGCUCAAAUUAUCCGAGGAUGGAAAUCUUCAACUCUUAAAUGGACAAAAUAAAAGCUUUUGGUCUUCUAAUCCGACAGCAAAUGAGGUAAAUAAAACAUAUGCACAACUUUCAGAUGCUGGAAAUCUUGUUCUGUAUUCAAAUAUUAGUGAUACAAUAAUCUGGCAGAGUUUUGAUCAUCCUACAGAUUCAUUAAUUUUGCUUCAGAUGAAGCUUCCUAUCAUUGACAGUAUGAAUGAUGAGCAAAUAUUGUUUCGAUCAUGGAAGAACGUUUCUGAUCCAUCAAUUGGUAACUUUACAGCUGGAAUUAGUUCUCGUUACCCUCUUCACUUGUUUGUGUUGAAUAAUGGACGUCCUUAUUGGCGUAGUAAUCCAUGGGAUGGUAAUGUAUUUUUUGGAAAAGGUUCGGAUGUUAGUAUUUCUAGCGACAAUGAAGGAAGAGCGUACUAUGGAUUUUCCUUUGGGAAUCAAUCAAAACUGCAACAUGCUGUAGUGACUUAUUAUGGUAACCUUGUGUUAAAGCAAUGGAACGCUGAUACUCGAAAGUGGGAGGUUUUGUGGAAGGCUCGAGAAUCUGACUGCGAUGUGUAUAGCAAGUGUGGAGCAUUCGGAAUUUGUACUCCAAAUGCAUCUCCAAUAUGUGAUUGUCUAAAGGGCUUUGUGCCGAAAAACAAUCAAGAAUGGAGCAGAGGAAAUUGGACUAAUGGAUGUGUUCGAAAAACGCUAUUGCAGUGUGACAGUAAGAAUAAAGGGAAAACUGCAGAUAAGUUUUUGAAGUUAAGGGGUGUGAAAGUACCAGAUGGUGGCUUGUUGGUUUCGGCAACUGGUGAAGACGACUGUGGCAGUCAAUGCCUAGGAAGAUGUUCGUGUUUAGCUUAUGCUUAUAUAUCGAGUACUGGUUGUAUGAUCUGGAACGGUAGCUUGAUCGAUAUUCAGGCUGGUUAUUCUAAAAGUUUAAUCAAUACCAAGGGCCUUGAUGUUUCCAUUCGUUUAGCUCCUUUAGAAUUAGAUAAAUCUAAUCAACAGCAAGAUUCUGUUGAUGGUAAAGAUGGAAAAAAGAAAAUAACUCUUUUGGUAAUUAUCCUUAUUGGAACAGCUACUAUUGUGUUCAUCAUCAUGUACUGUUUAUGGAGGCGGUUGAGUCAAAGAAAUGGACUAGCAAGAUUGAUGAACAAGAAGACACGAUGGCAAAACUCGAGGAAUGAAGACGUAGCAAGUAGGAAAUUUGGAGAUGUGCCGAUGUUUGAAUUUGAAAAAUUGGCAAUUGCUACUGAUCAUUUCCAGGAAGAGAACAAGCUUGGCAGAGGUGGAUUUGGCUCUGUAUACAAGGGUAAGUUAGAAUAUGAACAAGAGAUAGCAGUUAAAAGACUUUCUAAAGCAUCAGGACAAGGCCUUCAAGAGUUUAUGAAUGAGGUUUUAGUGAUCGCAAAACUUCAACAUAGAAAUCUUGUGAAGUUGCUAGGCUGCUGUGUUGAAGGAGAAGAAAAAAUGCUGGUUUAUGAAUACAUGCCAAAUAAAAGCCUGGAUGCACUUCUCUUUGAUUCAACUAAUAAGAAGCUUCUAGAUUGGAAGAAGCGAUUCAAUGUCAUCUUAGGCAUAUGUCGAGGACUUCUUUAUCUUCAUCGAGAUUCUAAAUUAAGGAUUAUUCAUAGAGAUUUGAAAGCAAGCAACAUUUUGUUAGAUGGAAAUCUGAAUCCGAAGAUAUCAGACUUUGGAAUGGCGAGGAUAUUUGGAGAUAACGAAGUUCAAGGGGACACUAAAAGGAUAGUUGGCACCUAUGGUUAUAUGUCUCCCGAGUACGCAAUGGAAGGGCUGUUUUCGGAAAAAUCAGAUGUGUUCAGCUUUGGUGUCUUGCUACUAGAAAUUGUCAGUGGGAGAAGAAACAGUAGCUUCGGGGAAGAGGAGUCUUUGAGUCUCUUAUGCCAUGCAUGGAAGCUUUGGAACGAAGACAAUAUUUUUUCUUUGAUUGAUCCAACAAUUUCAGAACCGAACUUUCUAGCAGAAAUAUUGAGGUGCAUACAACUCGGGCUGUUGUGCGUGCAAGAAUUCCCUCAAGAUCGACCAAGCAUUUCCUAUGUUCUUUCCAUGAUUGAGAAUGAAGUGACUGAUCUUCCGCAACCAAAACAACCUGGCUUUACACUAAGAAGAAACUCUUCUGGUAAACAAACUCAACAAAAUGGUCAUGAAUAUUGUUCUACUAAUCGGAAUUCAGUUAGUGCCUUGAGUGGUCGAUAACAUUAUGACAACGGUUCGGUUACGAUUGCUGUCUAAUUAUUAGACCUGUGUAAUGGGCGGAGCCUAGCUAAGAGCAUGUAAUCCAGCGUACUCAAAAAGGAUCAAAUCCUUUAAUUUGCUAGUUGCUACAUUUAAAUGGUGUACUUAAUAUAAUGCAAGUAUUGUAUAUGAAAAUAAUUCAGUCAAGGAUAUAUGAAUAAGGUUUCCUACAUGAAAAACAGUCUUUGUUUUUCUUUGCUGAA
Messenger RNA from Amaranthus tricolor (Joseph's coat), 4688 nucleotides. Its product is annotated as G-type lectin S-receptor-like serine/threonine-protein kinase At1g11300. The transcript is spliced from 16 exons. Gene Ontology annotation, molecular function: ATP binding; protein serine/threonine kinase activity. Gene Ontology annotation, biological process: protein phosphorylation; recognition of pollen. The record is from RefSeq and is a predicted model, not a curated record. The coding region runs from base 1 to 4446 and encodes 1481 amino acids. NCBI's taxonomy places the organism in Eukaryota, Viridiplantae, Streptophyta, Magnoliopsida, Caryophyllales, Amaranthaceae.